This is a messenger RNA of Caenorhabditis remanei, 429 nucleotides long. RefSeq lists its product as uncharacterized. NCBI's taxonomy places the organism in Eukaryota, Metazoa, Nematoda, Chromadorea, Rhabditida, Rhabditidae. The record is from RefSeq and is a predicted model, not a curated record. The coding region runs from base 1 to 429 and encodes 142 amino acids. The transcript is spliced from 2 exons.
AUGCUGCGCCUAGUGUCUCGACAAGCGUCCGCAAUGCUCCGCUCCUCCACUCAGAGCUUCUCGGCGGGAGCGGCGGCCGGUGGACUCAGUGACGACGUUCGUCAACGAAUCGACGGAAUUGUGAAGAAGGAUGACGUUGUCGUCUUCAUGAAGGGAACACAACAGGAACCGGCGUGCGGAUUCUCGAGAAAUGUCAAAUUGGUGCUUGACUUCCACAACGUGAAAUUCCGUGACUACAACGUGCUGACAGACGCCGAGCUCCGCGAAGGCGUCAAAAUUUACAGCGAAUGGCCGACGAUUCCACAAGUUUAUGUGAAGGGGGAGUUCGUCGGCGGAUGCGAUAUUCUCGUCUCGAUGCACAAAGAUGGCGAAAUUUCCGAUUUUCUCGAUGAGAAGGGAAUCCCGAAUAAGUAUGGAAAUGCGAAAUAA